CCGCCACCGCCAGUAGUCUCUUUUGGGGCGUGUCGCAGCCUCAGGUGGCGGACGGUUUAUCCAGUGUCCACAUCACCUGUGACACAGCAGGAGCUCCUGCUAACACAGACCUCCGUGUUCAGCGCUGCUCUCGCCGGGCCAGAGGACCACUUUCUCGGGGUUGAAGUAGCUCCUCCACUCGGCAUCUCCUCACCGGCGGCGGGAAGACAAGUGACGACGAUGGCGUCCAACGAGUUGCGGCUCCAACAACCACCGCCCCCGAAGGAUGCGGCGGACCAGAACUUUGACUACAUGUUCAAGCUGCUGAUCAUCGGCAACAGCAGCGUGGGCAAGACCUCCUUCUUGUUCCGCUACGCCGACGACUCCUUCACCUCAGCCUUCAUCAGCACCGUGGGCAUCGACUUCAAAGUCAAGACCGUCUUCCGCAACGACAAACGGAUCAAACUGCAGAUCUGGGACACGGCGGGACAAGAGCGCUAUCGGACCAUCACCACCGCGUACUACAGAGGCGCCAUGGGCUUCCUGCUCAUGUACGACAUCACCAACCAGGAGUCCUUCAACGCCGUCCAAGACUGGGCCACGCAGAUCAAACAAUACUCGUGGGACAACGCCCAGGUGAUCCUGAUCGGUAACAAGUGUGACAUGGAAGAUGACCGGCUGAUACCCACAGAGGACGGCCAGCGUAUUGCCGAGGACCUUGGUUUCCAGUUCUUCGAGGCCAGCGCGAAGGACAACAUCAACGUCAAGCAGGUGUUCGAGUGCCUCGUGGACGUGAUCUGUGACAAGAUGAACGAGAGCAUGGAGGCGGACUUGAACAUAGCGCCCAACCACAGGAACCAAGGCCUGAAAGACUCGCCUCCUUCCAAUAACAAGAGCAACUGUGCUUGCUAAACCACACUCACACACACACACACACACACACACACACACACACACACACACACACACACACACACACACACACACACACACACACACACACACACACACACACACACACACACGCACACACUAAUACUGGUAAUCAACUUUUCUGUGCCUGGACUGUGGGACUUGCUGCUCCUCUUCAUCUCUGUUCACUGCAGCCCCGCCCAGCACAAAAGGCAGAAGGCUGAGAUAGUCAUCAUCACUGUUAGAGACCCCACACCCCUGCGACGUAAAAGGCCCCUCUCAUUCUUUUCUCCCGAGGACUCAACCCUCACACUCCGCUUCGUCCACAACCACUAUCAAGUACGUGCUGAAAACACGCAUGAACGAUGUCAUCACAUCCAACACAUCUCAGGCAAUAUUAUAAACUCUGCCAUUGCUCUAUGAGACAAUACUGUUCCAUUUUAACUGUUAAUGUCCGACAGCUAUUGGCUUAUGUAUACUGUUUUUUCCAUUUGUGCACUGCAUUAUGACAGCGGUGUCAAAUAUUUAAUAUACUAUUUAACCUGAGCUGAACCAUACCAUACCAAUCACACAUUUUAAGUGAAAAAACGUGAAAACAAAAUGGCAAAACACUGUAAAAACUCAAAUGUUAUGUUUCGUUAUAGUAAUAAAAAAUACUCUGUGAUUGUA
Messenger RNA from Entelurus aequoreus (snake pipefish), 1560 nucleotides. RefSeq names its product RAB3D, member RAS oncogene family, b (gene rab3db). NCBI's taxonomy places the organism in Eukaryota, Metazoa, Chordata, Actinopteri, Syngnathiformes, Syngnathidae. Gene Ontology annotation, cellular component: plasma membrane; endosome; synaptic vesicle. The coding region runs from base 220 to 891 and encodes 223 amino acids. Gene Ontology annotation, biological process: protein secretion; regulation of exocytosis; protein localization to plasma membrane. Gene Ontology annotation, molecular function: GTPase activity; GTP binding. The transcript is spliced from 5 exons. The record is from RefSeq and is a predicted model, not a curated record.